CAUACCUAUCCCUAACCCCCUCUCCACGGUCCAACAGCUUUCUUCCCCCCUUUUUUCUUUCUUGUACUUUCCUAUUAUCACCCUCUCACCGUCCUGCCCACAGCGAACUUCCGCAGGCGCCCUUCAAGCGGCGGCCCACCGCCGGAGUUUGACAACCGUUCUCUUCCCCGGGUUGGUGGCUGCUCUUUUUCCGGCCAUCCCCCGUGGCGGCCGGAGUAAAAAACCAAAGAAUGUAUUAGUGCAUAUAAGUUCGACGCCGGAAAAGCAGUGAUAGAAGCAGCAUCAGGAAAAUUCAUUAUGUUAAGGUUGCAUGGGUUACGAAGUCAGGGAGAGUCCGAGUUGGAGAUGGCCAUUGCAAUUAGAUGGGAAUUCAGCACUCCGACUCCAUUUAUAAGGAGUCAUGAGUUUCUUUGGCAGGAAGGAUAUACUGCUUCUGCGACCAAUGGGCUUUCUGGAUUUCCCCGCUAUCGAGCUGCCUGGGAAUACAACGCUAGAGAAUCGUGGGCUAAACUUUGGUGGAGAGUUCUUUUGGAUAUCCGCUGCAGCAUUCUCUCACUUCCCGCUUCAUUAUCACAACCAGAUGACAAACCUCGUCCUGAAGAUCAUUCCGGAGUUUCUGCCAUUGCAAAAUCUCAUUCAACAAAAAUGGUUUUACCCUUUGAGCCACUAAGUCUGGCAAUGAAGGAGCGCGGUUUCACCCAGAAGAAGCUUCAGCUGCUCUGUGACAUAACUGGCGCAUUCAGGCCUGGCGUGCUCACGGCUCUCAUGGGUGUUACUACCGGAAAAACCACCCUUUCUCGACGUGCUUGCCGAGCAUCGACAUAUUUGAGGCUUUUGACGAGUGCAUACCUGGUUUGCCGAAAAUCAAAGAUGAUGGAGGUCAGCUCAACUUCCGUGGAAGCUGAACUCGGCAUAGACUUUCCUGAAAUUUACAAGAAUUGAGUCCUAGCACCAACGCCAUUUGUUAUUUUUUCCCAUUUUCACGUUGGUCCAGUAAGAAAAAUAAUUCUCAUCUGCUCUGCUUUCUCUUAACAUUUUUCUCCUUCUCUCUGUGCAUUUGUUCUAUAGGCAUAAUCAGCAAGGCCUGUUUACUCUGCUUGGAUCCAUGUACUCUUUUUUGCGGCAUAAACAAUGCCUCCUCGAGUCUGUCGUACGUCAACGGAGAACUGUUGUAUUCUCCGUGGGCAUUCAACCGCGCAGGUGAUAGUCGAGAUCCCGUACAUCUUGGCACAGACAGUUGCGAUAACGGCCAUAACCCAUCCAAAGAUUUUCUAUAAUACAAGCACA
Molecule: messenger RNA, 1287 nt
Organism: Striga asiatica
Lineage: Eukaryota; Viridiplantae; Streptophyta; Magnoliopsida; Lamiales; Orobanchaceae
Source: the annotation of a GenBank genome assembly